This is a messenger RNA of Maniola jurtina (meadow brown), 1048 nucleotides long. It is a transcript of the gene Iyd, whose product is annotated as iodotyrosine deiodinase 1. The record is from RefSeq and is a predicted model, not a curated record. Lineage: Eukaryota; Metazoa; Arthropoda; Insecta; Lepidoptera; Nymphalidae. The transcript is spliced from 5 exons. Bases 76 to 969 code for a protein of 297 amino acids. Gene Ontology annotation, molecular function: oxidoreductase activity.
GUUGGCCGCGUGCGUUGCUAGUCGUUGCCUGUGUUUGGAAUUUAAAAAAAAAAGUUACGCGCGAUAAGAAACAGCAUGAAUGUGAUUUCACUGACAGUAUGGGCUCUGGAAAGCAAUUGUUUUAUAGUUUACACGAUUAUGAUAGUGUUUUUCGUGGCUUUUACGAUGUUCCACAAGAAUAGAUUGGAGGCUAAUCAAAAUAGAAUUGGCGCCAAGAAGAGAUUCGCGAUCCACGAUGGCGGGAGAGAAAAAGAGCAUCCCGAUGACGAAGAUGACCCAGAUUGGCUGGUGCCUGCCAUUCCCGAAGACACCCCCCACAUACCAUACAAGCCGGUGAAACGGCCCAUGGAGGAGGUUCUUCAAAGGUCCCUGGAUUAUUAUGAACUGAUGGCCAAGAGGAGGACAGUCAGGAGUUUCAGUACGGAGCCUAUACCUCAAGAAGUGCUGGAUAAUAUCGUGAAAACUGCAGGUACCGCCCCAUCCGGUGCGCAUACAGAACCGUGGACAUUCGUAGUCGUCCAAGACUCCAACAUGAAGGAAGCCAUACGAAGCAUAGUAGAAGAAGAGGAAGAACUGAACUACAAACGGAGGAUGUCCAGGCAAUGGGUGACAGACCUGAAGCCCUUUGCUACUACGUAUCAGAAACCCUACCUUUCUGACGCACCAGCUCUGAUACUGGUGUUUCGGCAGACGUACUCUUGGAGAGAAGAUGGCAAGAAGAGGAUGCAUUAUUACAAUGAGAUUAGCGUUGCGAUUGCUGCUGGGUUUCUUUUGGCUGCUAUACAGUACUGCGGCCUAGUGGCUCUAACUUCCACCCCCUUGAAUUGCAACGCUCGUCUCCGAGACCUCCUGUGCAGACCCCUAAACGAGCGUCUGGAGCUGCUGCUGCCAGUCGGCAGACCUCACGAGGACGCGACGGUGCCAGAUAUAAGCAGAAAACCCCUCGAUCAGAUCAUUAUAAACGCCUGAUAAUACCACAUAUUGCUUUACUGAUUUGUUGCUCAUUAUUAUUUUAAGAUUAUGAUUAAAUGUUUGUAAAUACAAGGUU